AUGGAAGAGAAGAAAAAGAAAGGAUCCUGGGAGCCACAGAGCUUACGAACUGCUAUUGAUAAGGUUAUGUCAAAAGAACUGAGUGUAAGACAAGCUGCAAUGCAAUACAAUAUUCCUAAAAGCACUAUUCAUGAUAAAAUAAAGGCUCUAAAUCGAGGAGAAGAAGUAACAAUGAAACCAAAGUUAGGUAAGUUCACUAGCACCUUCUCAGCAGAGUAUGAACAAGUCUUGGUGGACCACAUAAAAGAUUUAUCGAAUAGAUGCAUGCCGCUCAUGAAAAAGGAGUUUCUAAAAUUAGCAUACGACUUAGCUGAAGUCAUGAAGAUUCCUCAUCGAUUUAAUAAAGAAAAAGGCAGUGCUGAUGGCCAUUGCAGCCACAAGACAUUGGCGGUAAUCAGUUUUUGCAGAGAAAAUCAUAUUCACUUGAUGAGUUCACCACCACACACUACGCACAAGCUCCAGCCUCUGGACAGGACAUUUAUGAAGCCAUUUAAAGAUGCAUACAGCCAACGAUGCGACUUGUGGAUGAGAACAAAUGCUGGAUGUCGGAUAACGGAUUACGACAUUGCUGGUUUGGUCAAAGAAGCAUUUAUAAAAGUAGCUCGAUUGGAUAUUGCAGUAUCUGGAUUCAAAUGCACUGGAAUCCAUCCACUUGACAGACAUUUAUUUUCUGACCUAGAUUAUUUGGCUGCAGAUAUGACCAAUAUACCACUAGAACAAACAGAAACUUCAUCGAACCCACUAAACAACGAACAAGCUGUCGUGAUAUCAAACUCAAUCAUAGAAGAGCAAAUAAAAGAAUCCGAACAAUCUAUUAGUGAGCCUAUAACCACAAGUCCCAAACCGUCGACAAGUUCUGCUCCCGAUCUUGUUCAGAUAAUCCAUAACUUAUCACCGUUGCCUGACGCAGCAAAAAAACGAACAGCAGCUCGAAAAAGAAAGAGUGAACGAAGUGAAAUUUUAACUUCAUCGCCAUACAAAAAAGUGGUAGAAGAAAAAGAAAAUGAAAAGAACAUGAAAGAUAAAAAGAAGGAAAUAAAAUCUAAGUUUGAAGUAGCAAUGAGAGGUAAAGGAAAGCAAACCAAAGGAAUUAAAACCAAAGGAAAGAGCGUAGACAAGGGAAAAGAAGCGACAAACGUGAAACCUAAAGGAAAGAAAGGAAGUGAAGUAGAACCAUUAACUGAAACAUCUAACACAAACAUAACAAUUUGCGUAGUUUGCUUAGAAGACACUGACGAAGACUGGAUCCAGUGCUCAUCCUGUCGUGGAUGGAUACAUGAAGCAUGUGCAGACAUUCCAGAGUGUGGAGAUGACUAUAUAUGUGAUCGAUGCAGGUUAUUUUGA
This is a messenger RNA of Danaus chrysippus (African queen), 1344 nucleotides long. Lineage: Eukaryota; Metazoa; Arthropoda; Insecta; Lepidoptera; Nymphalidae. The record is from the annotation of a GenBank genome assembly.